This is a messenger RNA of Bathycoccus prasinos, 1359 nucleotides long. RefSeq lists its product with no specific name. Lineage: Eukaryota; Viridiplantae; Chlorophyta; Mamiellophyceae; Mamiellales; Bathycoccaceae. The transcript has a single exon. Gene Ontology annotation, molecular function: Hsp90 protein binding. The record is from RefSeq and is a predicted model, not a curated record. The coding region runs from base 1 to 1359 and encodes 452 amino acids.
AUGAUGGGCGAAGAAGAAGACCAAGCAAAAGAAGGAGGAGGAGGAGGAAAAGAGGAGGAAAACGAAGAAAACGAAACCUUUAACAAAAACGACGACGAGAAUGACGAUCGAUCCUCGAAAGAAUAUCACGAGAAGUGGAGCAAGUUUACCGAGGAAGAAAUGCAGAAAAUCCAACUCGAAGAGGCUGAGUUGAAGCAAGAGAUGGAAAAACUGAGCGUCGCGAACGAGCUUGAAAAGAAGACGAAAAAAGCGCAGGAGGAGAAGAAACAAAUGCUGCGAGAGGCGAAAGAGAGGUGGGAACACUCGGAGGAAAAGGAAAUGUCGAGACGAGUGACGAUUGAGAAAGAAACGGAGGUGACGAGAGCGAUUCGCGCGGAGGAGUUGGAACAGAACUCGAAAUCGUUGCACUUUCGCGAGGUUGCGAAAUGUUCGUACGAGAUUAAGAAGUGCGCGAAACCGAUCAAGAUAUUCAUCGAGAGCGCCAAGGAUACGACGAUUUCGUGCGCGGGGACCGUGAAGACGUCGACGAUGGAGAUUUGGAACUGUAGCAAUUGCGAGAUUACGUUUGAAAGCGGCGCGGCGUCGACAAAGACGACGCAAAUAGACGAGUGUGAAAACGUUACGUUGUUGUUUCCAUCGAGAGAUACGAUUGGAUCGAUUUAUCACGCCACAACGAGUGGGUUAUCGUUGGUAUUUACAGAUGAGAGCAUGUUGGAUGGGAAGAACAUUCACGUCGUGGACGUGGAUGAUAACGAUUUUAGGGAAUUACAGAAGAAAGAGGAGAACGAAGAAAACAACGACGGAAGUAGUAGUAAUAGCAGAGUCAGGCAGCACGUCACGAGGUUUGUGAACGGUAAAAUUCUAACCGAACGCGUCAUACGCGGUAAAGACGAGUUUCCAACGACAGCGAGAGAGCUCAACGCGAAUUCCGUGGAAGAAGCCGAAGCAAAAGCGAAAGAGGAGAGACGCGCGGCGAAUAAGGCGAAAGGUAACGAGGCGUUUAAAGCCGGUGAUUACGGCUCCGCAAUCGCGCACUACGAGCUUUCGCUGCAAGAUACCGAGUUAGAUUCGGAUAAAUCAAUCGUUCACUCGAACAGAGCGGCGUGUUUCUUGAAGCUCGGAAGAUUAGAAGAGGCUUUGAAAGAGGCUGAACGAAGCGUAUCGCUGGACGAAAAGAACGUCAAGGGGAAUUUUAGAGUAGGAUUGGCUUUACACGCGCUCAAACGGUACGGGGAAGCCGUGAAAGCGUUGGAAAAAGCUCAGUCGCUUGAAAAGAAGAAGCAGAAUAAAGACAUAGAAAACGCAAUCAGAAUGGCUGAGUUCAUGGGAAGAAAGCAAGCAGCAGAAACAUCGGCGUAG